This is a messenger RNA of Wasmannia auropunctata (little fire ant), 3618 nucleotides long. Its product is annotated as ankyrin-3-like. Gene Ontology annotation, molecular function: protein binding. The record is from RefSeq and is a predicted model, not a curated record. Lineage: Eukaryota; Metazoa; Arthropoda; Insecta; Hymenoptera; Formicidae.
UUACCAAUAUUGCUGCAUCUAAAACAAGAGACUGUUUUUCAAUUUGUCUUUCAAUUUGUCAUUGCAAUGUAGUCGAAGUGGCAAAACUGUUGACGGAUGCAAUAAUUAGAGGCGCACCAGAUACUGUACAAGAAUUCCUGAAAAACUAUCCUAAAAAUGUGGACGCAAGCAUCCUCGGCAAAAUGACGUGUCUGCAUGUGGCCGCAAAGCAAGGUCAGCGCGAGCUCUGUACUCUCGUUUUGGACGCUGGUGCUUCUUUGCAUGUGGUCGACGAGAAGGAAAACACGCCCUUGCAUUAUGCGGUAUUUGGCAAUCAGCCAGAGAUAAUGGAUCUACUGUUAUCGCGAGGCGCAUCUGUCAAUGCCGCUAACAAUGACAGAUGUAGUGCUUUACAUGUGGCCGUUCAAAAAGGUCAGCGUGAGAUCUGCACCAUCCUUUUGAACGCUGGUGCCUCUUUGCGGAUGACUGAUAAGAACGGAGACACACCCUUGCAUUUCGCGGCGCUCUGUAAUCAGCCGGAAAUAGUGGAUCUAUUAUUAUCGCGAGGCGCAUCCAUCAAUGCCGUCAAUAAUGACAGACGCAGUUCCCUGCAUAUGGCUACGAGGAAAGGUCAUCGCGAGGUCUGCACCUUCCUUCUAGAAGCUGGUGCUUUUUUGCAUAUGAUCGACUUACAAGGAAACACACCCUUGCAUUACGCGUCAUACGGCAAUCAGCCGAAGAUAACGGAUCUACUAUUAUCGCGAGGCAUCUCCGUCGAUGCCGUUAACAAUUACGGACGUAGUUCUCUGCAUGAGGCCGCAAAGAAUGGUCAUCGCGAGGUCUGCAUUUUCCUUCUGAACGCUGGUGCUUCUUUGCAUUUCGUCGAUGAGAACGGAGACACACCCUUGCAUUACGCGGCAUACGAGAAUCAGCCGGAGAUAAUGAAUCUACUGUUGUCGCGAGGCACAGCCAUUGAUGCCGUCAAUAACCACAAAUGUAGUGCUCUGCACGUGGCAGUGGCGAACGGUCAUCGCAAGGUCUGCACCUUCCUUCUGGAUGCUGGCGCUUCUUUGCAUUUAGUCGAUGUGAAUGGAGACACACCCUUGCAUUACGCGGCAUACGACAAUCAGUCAGAGAUAAUGGAUUUAUUGUUAUCGCGAGGCACAGCCAUCGAUGCCGUCAAUAACAACAAAUGUAGUGCUCUGCAUGUGGCCGCGAAGAACGGUCAUCGCGAGGUCUGCACCUUUCUUCUGGACGCUGGUGCUUCUUUACAUUUAGUCGAUGAGAACGGAGACACACCCUUGCAUUACGCGGCAUACGAUAAUCGGCCGGAGAUAACGGAUCUACUGUUAUCGCGAGGUGCAGCCGUCGAUGCCGUCAAUAACGACAAAUGUAGUGCUCUGCAUGUGGCUGCGGAGACAGGUCAUCGCGAGGUCUGCACUUUCCUUUUGGACGCUGGUGCGUCUUUGCAUUUGAUCGACAAGGAGGGAAACACACCCUUGCAUUACACGGUAUUCGGCAAUCAACCGAAGAUAACGGAUCAACUGUUAUUGCGAGGCGCAGCCAUUGAUGCCGUCAAUAACAACAAAUCUAGUGCUCUGCAUGAGGCCGCGUUUAAAGGUCAGCGCGAGAUCUGUACCCUCCUUUUGGACGCUGGUGCUUCUUUGCAUAUGGUCGACGAGGACGGAGACACUCCCUUGCAUUUGGCGGCAUACGGCAAUCAGUCGAUGGUAACAGAUCUGCUGUUAUCGCAAGGCGCAGUCAUUGAUGCUGUCAAUAACGACAAAUGUAGUGCUCUGCAUGUGGCAGUUAAGAAUUAUUACGUAAAAUGCGUGAGAGUGCUGCUAAGUUAUCAUUGCGACGUCAAUCUCCAGGACUUACAUGGCAACACAGCGUUGCACAACGCGAUCGAGAUCAAGGACGCAUUGGACGUGAUCGACGCAUUAUGCACCUGCGAGACAGUAGACUUCACGUUGAGGAACAAACGAGGUUUCAGCAUCCUGCAUUACGCUGCGCUUAAAGACAACGCUCAUGCAAUUGGGAGGCUGGUUACACACACGCGUCAUUUAGUGAACGCGAAAAAAGAGGACGGAUUCACAGCGUUGCAUCUAGCGGCAUUCAACGGAUACAAGGAAGUAGCGGCCAUCCUCCUCUCGCAAAAUGGCGGCUGCGCCGCAGUCGAUUUGCGCAAUAAUCAAGGGCAAACGCCGUUGCAUUUAGCGACUUCGGAGGGACACUGGCCGCUCGUCGAACUGUUGGUGCAUCAUAAUGCGGACGUCAGCAGCAUAGACAAGGACGGUAACACUGUGCUGCAUAUCGCGUGCUGCACUGCCAACAGCCCGAAUCAACAGAUUGUAGUGCUUAUCACCGAAAGUAGCCGAGAUUCACCACUUAUACAUGCUAUUUGGCAGAACCUGGCAAGACAAGGCGCACAGACUGAAUUAGCAUUAGCUUGUUUCCUAAUAAGCGCGGACAGAAGCUGCAAACUUCUUAUGCAAGUCAGAAACAACAAGAACAAGACACCGUUCGAUCUUUUGGAAGACAAGCAACAAGUCGCUGUGCUUGCCUAUUUUCUAGGAUGUUACAAAUGCCAAAGUUGCAGCACGCAAUUAAAAAUAAAGGAGAAUUCAUUGACUGCGGGUUACGUAGAGCAUCGGAUAGAUAAUAUGUCACAGACAGACGGAUUGCGCGGUGCGAAUAAGAAUAUAGCCGGCUUUGACGACGCGUUAAGUCAGGAUUCCUCGGCAAUCAUAGCGAACACAAAGCAGGAGAAUCGAAAUGAUCCCAGCAGCAGUAUUACAGUCGUUGGUUGCAGCCAUUCUGUUAAUACGCAAACGAUUCAAGACGGUCAGCUGGCGACAGGCGAGGACUCCAAUCCGGAUAAAUCGAAGGACGUAUCGUCGGGGAGGAAACGGAAGAUCAGUGACAGGGAGGAGGACAACGAUCAGGAGUCACUUAGGCUCCAGAUGUUACGUUAUUUGAUGACUACAAUCGCGGAUUUUAGAGAGGCAAAUAUGUGCAACAUCUGCGUAGAACGUCGUCGUAACGUCGCCUUUUUAUGCGGGCACUGCGCAUGUGAACACUGCGCCAAACAACUGAACACCUGUCACAUAUGCCGCAAGUGGAUCACAAAGAAGAUCAUUUUAUAUUAGAUUAUCUGCAGAUCAAUAAUUGCACCGGAACGUUGAUUACCACGCGGUACGCGUGUGUAUGUACAGUGGGAUAGAAUCCCAAAAAGUGGCAAAAAUUAAUAUCUUGCGAAAUAUAUGGAAAUAUCUAACACCGAUACUUUUAUAUAAGGUUGUGGCAUCGCUGAUUCUAUUUCUGAUGUCAAAGUUUCCAAAUUAAAAAUGGCGGAUUCAAUAUAGCGAACCAAAAUGCGAAAAGUGACUUGGAUGAAAUUCGGUAUUCGGAAGGUCGUAUUCGGAGGUCGGUAUUUUUGAGGUCGCUGGUGUAGGAUAUAAUAUUACAAUUUUGAAAUUCAGAAUUGUGGAUCCAAUAUGGGAACAUAAAAUUAUAAUUAUAAGCUAACCUAACUUCUACACCUAAACAACUUACUUGUUGCGUAUAUAGUUGUUGCGUAUAUGUUAGUGGGCCCACUACGCAGUUCUAUACAUUCCGCGUCGCCGAGCGAAGCGG